UACACCUGCGGCAAACUUUACCCACACGACCACGUCGCACGGCAUCGCUUGGGUGCUGUAGUGAGAUGAUCGUCCCUUGCACGACGAGAGACCAGGUACCGUGAAACGUCCGUUCUUUUGGGCAGUUGCUUGCGUCUUCUUGAUUCGGGGGCUUCGUUGUCUCAAUCGGAACUCUCAGGUAUAUGCAAGCACUAUAUCUUCAACCCUCCCAGCGUUCUGCUCUUGUUAGGCACAGCCAGACUACGUUUCUAUGAAAUAUUCACUCAUUGCUGGCCUUCUGGCCGUUGCUGGUGCAAAUGGCAAACCGGCUUCCCACAUCGAAAGCGAGUCCGUCAACGUUGAGACUUUGCGCACAGUGCCCCAAGGAUGGACUGCAGUCGGUACUCCAGUAGGCCAUCGCAAGCUCCCCUUCCGCAUUGCUGUCCGCUCGGCCGACAGCGAUAUCCUCGAGCGAACAUUAAUGGAGGUCUCGGAUCCAAGCCAUGCCCGCUACGGCCAGCAUCUCAAGCGUGAUGAACUCAAGGCUCUCAUCAAACCCCGUGCAGAGUCUAGCAAAGCUGUUCUCGGCUGGCUGGCAGAGUCAGGUGUCAGCUCUGAGGACAUUAAGAACGAUGGUGAGUGGAUCACGUUCCACGCUCCUGUUGAGAGGGCCGAGUCAAUGCUUGGUACUACCUUCAAGACUUACCAGAAUCAAAUUCGCCGAGAUGUGAAGAGGGUUCGAUCUCUGAGCUACUCCGUACCAAAGGCCAUCAGGGACCAUAUCGAUCUGAUCGAGCCAACCGUUCGUUUUGGUCAGAUCAAGGCAGAGCGCAGCAACGUCCUCACACAAGAAGCAGCCCCCUUUUCCGUUGCUGCUGUCAACGCCACAUGCAACACCACCAUCACCCCUGCUUGUCUCAAAGACUUGUAUAACUUCGCCAACUACAAGAUUGAUCCUAAGGGUGCUGUCAAACUCGGUGUCAGCGGGUUUCUCGAACAGCUGGCUCGCUAUACCGACUUGCAGCAGUUCGUUUCGACGUUUGCGCCGGCUGCUGGAAGCAACUUUACCUCCACUUCUGUAAAUGGCGGCACAUCGGAUCAGAACGCAACGGACGACAGCGUGGAGGCUAACCUUGAUAUUGAAUACACAGUGGGAUUAGUUGAUCCCACCAUCGAGACGAUCUUCUACAGCACUGCCGGACGUGGCAUCCUCGUUCCUGACCUGGAUCAACCGAGCGAGGCUGACAACGCAAAUGAGCCGUAUCUUGAUUUCUUUACCUAUGUUGCUGGACUCCCUGACGACGAGCUUCCCCAAGUCCUUACUACAUCCUAUGGUGAGGAUGAGCAAAGCGUACCUGCGACUUACGCUAAGAAGGUGUGCGACAUCAUCGGCCAGCUCGGCACUCGCGGUGUGUCCGUAAUCUUCAGCAGUGGAGAUACUGGCGUGGGAUCAGCAUGCCAGACCAACGAUGGCAAGAACACAACCCGGUUCUUGCCCAUAUUCCCUGCCUCAUGUCCUUAUGUCACUUCAGUCGGCGGCACUUCCAAGAUCGAACCAGAACGCGCCGUCAGCUUCUCCUCAGGCGGCUUCUCAGACCUUUGGGAGCGCCCAGCCUACCAAGAUGCGGCUGUCGGCGUAUACCUUGAGAAGCUUGGCAGCCAGUGGAAGGGCCUUUACAAUCCUGCUGGACGCGGGUUCCCAGAUGUCGCUGCUCAGGGUCAAGGCUUCCGUGUCGUUGACAAAGGCCGCCAGAUCUCCGUUGGAGGUACUUCCGCAUCAGCGCCUGUCUUUGCUUCCGUUGUCGCUCUCUUGAACAACGCCCGUCUUGCUGCUGGACAACCGUCUCUUGGCUUCCUGAACCCAUGGAUCUACAGCAAGGGCUACCAGGGCCUCACUGAUAUCAAGGAUGGAGGUUCGACUGGAUGCAUCGGCAGAUCCAUCUACUCAGGUCUCAAGGCGCCUCUGGUGCCCUAUGCGUCCUGGAACGCAACUGAGGGUUGGGACCCUGUAACAGGUUACGGUACUCCCGACUUUGAGAAACUGCUUGAACUCUCGCAGGGUCAGUCGAACAGCUCGUACAGCGUGCCUCCGUCAUAGGAGCUGCACAUGUCCGUAACAACCGUGUAGACUAGCGUAAUAACUCCAAUAUGAACAAACCUCCAUUUGCUGUUGCUUUGUCGUGGGAUUCUGGUCAUCAAAGCGGAGUGCAGAGGCGUGACUUUUGAUCUGCGCGAAUGCUGCCUCGCUCCAUUAGUUCGUCUUUCGUACACCCUUCAGAGUUUUGUAUACUUCACGAGGCUGCCUGAUCAGCACAUGGAGUUACCAAACUCUUCGCUGUCUCGUCUCCG
Messenger RNA from Didymella exigua CBS 183.55, 2328 nucleotides. RefSeq names its product subtilisin-like protein. Lineage: Eukaryota; Fungi; Ascomycota; Dothideomycetes; Pleosporales; Didymellaceae. Gene Ontology annotation, biological process: proteolysis. Gene Ontology annotation, molecular function: serine-type endopeptidase activity; tripeptidyl-peptidase activity. The coding region runs from base 251 to 2077 and encodes 608 amino acids. The record is from RefSeq and is a predicted model, not a curated record. The transcript has 3 exons.